GCGAGGAAUUUUACAGCCGCAAGCUUCAGGUGACGGAAACUCGCUGGGGGGGGUGGGGGGGGCUGCAGUUUGCGGGCCCCAACUUCAGGAUGCGGGCAGCACAUGCGCACCUCGAGACUGCACGCUGCAGGAGGUGGCGGCCGUGACGCGGGGAGAUGCAGCGACUUGAUAAGCAAGAGCCUCUCCUUCCUCCUUCUCUCGCUUCCGCGUGUUCGCGUUGCAGGAGCCACUUCCUCCAGCCGGCAUCGAAGAUGGACAGCGAGGGCCUCCCGGGAGACGUGGCCGCGCUCAUCAAGGAGAUGGACAAGUUCCUGAGGGCGAUCGCCGACGAGAAGAUGGACGUGAAGACCAAGGUGCUCAAGAUCUCGCUGCAGAAAAGCGUGCGACUCUGCCGGGAUCAGUACGGGCUGAAGCCAACUCAUCGUGACGAGGAGGAGGAGGACGAUGAGGAGGAGGAGGACGAGGUGAUGUACGACGACACGUGUGGAACCUCGUGGGCCCACAACAUCGCUCCGGCGCCGCCGCUCAAGUGGAAGAACAAAAGCGUCGUUCCCGCGGCCGGUGCUCCCGGCCAUGAAAACGCCAUCAAGGAAGGAUAUUUGGAAGUCAAGAAGAGAGACGCAGGCCGGGUGGUCGUGGGCCAAGCGCUGAAUGCUUUCUGUGUCCUCACCGCACGGGAGCUGCGCUUGUACGGCGACAAGAAAGACAAAAAUCUGUGCGGCUCGGUGUCGCUCGCUUCCUGCCAGGUGAAGCAGCGUGGCGCUGGCCACCAGGAGCGCUGCUGCUGCAGCUUUCACCUGGUGGCACCGGACAAGACAUCGCACGAGUUCACCGCGGCGUCAGUGAAGGAGGCCGACAGCUGGGUGGAGGCCAUCGAGAAGAUGACCGGAGAAACGUCUACCAGGGCCUGUGGGACUGCAAGGCCGACGCGACGGACGAACUCUCCUUCCGCCGGGGCGACCUCGUCCACAUCGUCAGCAAGGACUACGAGAAGUGGCAGUGGUGGGUGGGCGAGCUGGACGGGAAAGUGGGGCUCGUGCCGCGGGCGUUCCUCACCGCGGCGUACGAGGUGUGACGCACGCGCUACUCGAGAGAGACGUCACGCGCGGAUGGAGAUUCACAACCACCAGCGGAGCCGGCCAGAGGAGCCCGGGGCAACUCUACCCGACGCCUUCAAACUAAACCGAAAUAAUUGCAUCUGACACCGUGACGUCGAAGCGCCCCCCAGCCCCCCCCCCCCCACCCCCAAAGCGCGGGGCCCCGGGCGUAACCCCUAGAGACGGCUCUGACAACCACCACCCCUUACUUUAAACAUCCAAAUCAUUACGAUAACCACCACCCCUUACUUUAACCACCAAAUCAUUACGAUAACCACCACCCCUUACUUUAACCACCAAAUCAUUACGAUAACCACCACCCCUUACUUUAACCACCAAAUCAUUACGAUAACCACCACCCCUUACUUUAACCACCAAAUCAUUACGAUAACCACCAUCCCUUCUUUAACCACCAAAUCAUUACGAUAACCACCAUCCCUUACUUUAACCACCAAAUCAUUACGAUAACCACCAUCCCUCAUUCUGACCACCAUCCCGAACUGCAAGCACGAACCUAAAUCCCAACCACGCACUUACACACAGACGUAUACAUUCACACAGAGACCCAGAAACUUACAGAGAGACUCGCAAACUCACACAGAGACCCAUAUACUCACACAGAGGCCCACAGACUCAUAGAGAGACCCAUAUAA
Molecule: messenger RNA, 1750 nt
Organism: Petromyzon marinus (sea lamprey)
Lineage: Eukaryota; Metazoa; Chordata; Hyperoartia; Petromyzontiformes; Petromyzontidae
Product: src kinase-associated phosphoprotein 2-B-like
Cellular component (GO): plasma membrane; cytoplasm
Molecular function (GO): protein binding
Source: RefSeq, a predicted model, not a curated record